UUUCUUUGGAAUUCGGAUACCAGAGAGGAACGAAAAACUGUGCUGAGCAUCGGGUUACGGCCACCACGCACUCGCUUACGUGACCGAACGACGACUCGUUAAAGAUGUAUGUGUAAGAGUGCGGUAUGGGCCAGGCCGGCAGCCACGCGCCGCCGCCUCAGCGCGGCCGGCGAGCGCACACCCUGCCGCAUGACCCACCCCGGCUAGCGCCCAAGGUGCUACCAACCCUAUGCGAGUCGCCGCGCUUGCGCAGUACAGACAACGGUGCGAUCCUGCACUCGGGUGGCACUAUCAGCGGCAGGAGACCCAACACUAUACACGAAAAUGUUCCACAUGGACAUGUGCACGCGAAUGUGUACCGAUCCCGGUCAGCUGGCACCUCUGGUGACAGCAGCGAGAUACGCUCCAGGGAGCGAGACCCGCUGCACAGGUCACACACCAACCUCGAGCUACGACAUGAUAGCAGCAGCAUUAACAAACGAUUUGGAUCUGAACCAGAUCUAAGAAUAGAAGAAGAACAGAAAACGAGAAAUGGAAACAAACACUUCCGAAAAAAGUACAGAGCACCUCCUCCUCCCACCAAUGACAACUUCGAAGGUUCGUCGCCUGAUUCCAGCGAAGGAAACACUAGACCCGAGCCACAGAGGAAACUAAGACUGUUCAAAACAAGAAACGAAACCAAAAAACUGAACGGCCAAGACAAUUUGCAGUUCAGAAAUUCAUAUCACGAAUACAAGUCACUCGACAUGACCGAUAAUGCAGCUUUUGAACGACGGUAUCGGUCGCCUUGUAAAGAUAAGGAACAACAUUUCAAGUAUCCUGACAACCAGGACAUGGUGCAGAGCACUGCCUCACUCAAGAGAGAGGAACGACUUAUACAAACGAAGCAAGACUACAGGAAGACGAGGAUAGAUAGAAUGAGCGGGUGUCGAGCGAAGACGUCCAAGAACGAACAAAGCGAAGCCUGGAAGACGCCACUACUAAACAGGAACUUUAGGUACUCCGAGAGGUUCAAGAAAGAUGACAAUGAACUGCCCACGCUCAGGAGAGAGAGGACCUUCGAUGAAACUUUGAUGGCAAGCGAAAGAGAAAACGAAUCCUCUAGAGCGGCACAUGAGAGCAGGAUGAAAGCCAUCGGCGAGCAACUCAGGGGGAGCAAACUGAGCCCUCUGGCGGAGACCAGUAAACCAUUGAGAAAAUCUCUUCCUUCACUAUUGUUAAAAAAUAAUGAAGAAAAAGAUGAAUUUCAAGCGGAACUUAAAAAGGCUACGAGUAGAAUUAGAAAUCAAUUAGGCAGUAAAAUUAAUGAUAGUGAAACCAAAACUAGUCAAGAGAAGAAAGAGCAGAAGAGCCCAACGAAAAUACCGAAUAAAGUCAAAAAGUCUAGUCUAACAAGUGCUGCCAACAAGCAAGACGCUAAGGUCGUCAGUAGGAGGCCUCUAGGUCGAGCUAACGAGGAUAAAACUAGACAGACGAAUAACAACGUCAACGCCAAGAUAGACAGCAGAUAUAAAGUGAGCAGCAAGGAGAACAGCCGCCCGAUGCCGGACAGAGGGCAGGCCUCCGGCAAAGAAUCCACGCCUGAACAUUCACCUACUAGAAAGUUGGACUCCUUAAUUAACCCACCUCAAGAAAAAACAAAACAACAAGCUCCGUCAAAGCAGUUUUACUUCGGCAUGAUUGAAAGCAAACAAACGAAUACUCACGAGCAUCUAAAGGACUUCCCAGGCCUAGGAAGCCCAAUCAUCGAAGAAAUAUCAAACUUCCACCUGAUAGAACAAAAGCUGCUAAAUUAUCAUGAGGAAGAUGAGGAUUUUGAUAAGUUUAAUGCUAAGAUGAAGGAGGAAACAAAAAUUAAGAAUUUAUCAUCGGAAUCCGCACUGUCAUCAGAAGGGUCAGAAGGCUCAUGUUCAGAAGGUUCGCUGGGUAUCGCCCUCCGCUUACGACCAACACUACCGAAGAAGCAGCGCGCCGUACCACGAUUUUCUCCUGCUGCAGCCUGGCGACAACUAGCGUCGUUGGAUGAUCAUCUUGCAGCAGAAACUCAACCGCUAGCUGUAGAAACAAAGAUGUCGGGUGACAUAUCAGCUGAGUCAUCACCAAGAUCGGACCAAUCUGCCGAUAAGUCUGGUGACUCCGGCAUCUCAGGCGACCAUGCGCAUUCAGAUCACAGGAUAGACUCACCAUCUAGACAUCAUGCGCAAGACACGAGUCCGGCAGCUUGGACACCUCAACAAGACCUGGGUGACAGCAGUUCGGACGGAGCAGGUGGUGGAGUUGCCUUACUAGGUGCUGGCCUUGCCACCUAUAGCCCGGGCCACCAGCCCUUCAGCCUGUCACUGCCUAGGGACCAGCAAGAUCGAGGCAAACAGUUACAGCAAGGCUUCAACAGUCUUCAGAAGCUUCGGAAGUCUGUGUCUGGUGCCUUAGGAGCGGCUUUAGGAUCUAGAAGAUUUGAUUUGGAACAUGAGCCGAUGUUACAAGAACCGGAACAGAAUUGGUUCCUAACGAAAUCUGCCCCAAAUUCUCUCACCAAUCCAUUGAUGUUUCAACAACCUGCCAGGGCCAAGGGUACUGAAGAAGAUGCUAUAAAAGAGGAAUCUUUACCAGGUUCUGAAAAGGAGGAGCUGGGCACAUGGCGUCCUGGUACUUCUUACUUAUCAUGGGGUGGGCACGUGAUGUACCUUCCCCCUGCUCCUGCAGCUGAACAGCCGCUGUCCAUGCUCGGCCCUAUUGAUAGACCUGUCAGGAGCAAGUCUAGUGGUUGUUUGGAAGCGGGCGCGCGGGCUGCGCGUGCGGCGCUAUGCGCGGAGAUGCGCGAGCGCGAACGAUCCGCGUCACCUGAGGUACAGCGCGCACUGCCUGCGAGGGUACUGCCCACCAAUACUCGCUCCUCAAACGCGACAGGUCGUGGCAAGCGGUUCACGUUCCAGUCCACGGUGCGACAGCUGGAGAGACGGCGUCUGGCUGAGAAGCUUUCCAAGGAGGCUGACCUCAAGGAGCAACAGAGAAGAACCGAGCUGGAGGCCAUGAGGAGAGUGGAAGAGGAGUUCCAGAGGAAGCGUGCGAGGGAGAAGGCGAACAUUCGGCAACAAUUGCGACUAGUCAGCAGCGGCGCCAACAGCAUGCCUGCACACACCACACAUCACACCAAGCCUCGUGAUUCCCCGGACGGAUCCUGUCGCGAGUCCCCGGCGCCGGAGCGCACCCGUGACUCCCAGAGACACAGCAACGCCUCCUCCGAGAUUAGCGGCCGCAGCAAGAGCUCCACACCUAUUCGCAGCGUGGAACUGUCACCGUGGCGUACAAGUGGCGGCGCACGUGUGUACCGCGACUGGUCGGCUGCGCACGCGCAUCCCGCCGCCUGCGCACGCAUGCCCAUCGCAUCCCAACAACUUUACAAUGAGGGCUCAGGAUCUGCGUUCAGCGGAAGCCCGGUAUCGGACAACUAUCGCCGCGAGUUUGCGCGCGGGCGCAGCUCCGGCUCGCCACUGACGCCGCGCGCGCCCCGCUUGCUGCCCGCCGCCGACCGAUCCACGUCCGGCUCUGAUCUGUCUCUGCGACACCCCAUCAAGAUCAGUGAGCCGACUAAGGGAGACCCAGAACAGGACGAGCCAGCCAUUGUCCCCACCCUGCGACCGGCUGGACCUGCCCGCACCGCGCUCCUCACUCACUGACACUCACUCACAACGAGUUACCGACACUCAAGAGUCGACAACACUCACUCACAUCCACUCUACUAAGAAUCAUUGGCCACUAAACAGCGCUUUGAUUGAGAAUGGAAACAGUGAGACUGAUAAAAGUUGGAAAUACUCAUCAGUGUCUUAAAUAUGUAAUCUGAGGACUUGUCACAUAAAAACAUAAACUUGUAUCUAUAUGUUGGACUGUAAUCUAUGUAAACUUUUAUUUAUUUACCCUAUAUACUUAUUAGGAGUUCGUUACCUGAUAUGUUAUUGGUUUGCCGUUUAUAUACUUAACGAUGGCCACGAUAAGUGCCAAUCCAAAAAUGCUACGUUAUAGUAAUUAAAAGUAAAUAUUAAGAUACUAACAACUACAAUGAAAUGAAAUGUAAUCCUUUUUAUAAAUUAGUUUUGGAAGUCAUUAUAGCUACGAGGCGAGCAAAUGUCCGGUGCUCUGUGGAAGCCGGAAUGGGUGUGUUAGCAAUCUGUAUGCUUGCGCGUCACGCGAGCCGCCAUGCUAAAAUUUGGGUCGUCGGCGACCAUGUAUUGUUCUAUUUUUAUUAUUUACCCUUUGGUUCUCUUUCUUGACCUGAGGCCGGCGAGGUCACUCCGUCUACUUAGGCUACUUACUUAGACUUGUAGACCUGCCCUUUAAUGAAUUCCUUUCUUACAGGCAAGCUCGAAUAAAGCAGUCAGUGUGAUUCAUACUGCGAAACAGCUCAUGUUUUUCUAACAAUUUUCUCUGUUUUAAAUUCUGUUCUAUUGAUGAUUUAUCUCUAUACUAUAAUUAAUUGUACGUCGCCAAUUUCCCCAAAGGUUCCGUUAUCAAUGUAUUAUUGUUUAGUACUCUCUUCCAAAUGUAAUGUUAAUUAACGAUUAUUGUGAAAUUAUUGACUCCGAAGAGUGCUUUAAUUCGCAUCUGUUAUGUACUUAAGUUAUGUAAAAGUUUGUAUUUAAUCUAGAUUAUAUUUUACUUGUUGAAGCUGUUGACACAAGGGGAAAAUAUGCUUUUAAGAAAGAAUGAGUUAUUUUGGUCAUAUUUGUGUGAUUUUCUUUUUGUGUAAACAGCUUAUACUUAGUUUGUAAUCUUACUAGUUAUAGUUUCCGAUGUAAGCUAAAUACUGAAGCUUUAAUAUAGAUUUAACUCUAGCCUUAUGUACUUAGUGGUGCUAUUUACUGUUAUAAUGUGGCGAGGAUGCAAAAAAAGUCUGCGUUAGACGCUACAUUCUGACAAAACUACUGAUAGGUGCUAAAACAUAUCGAAUUUUUUUAUACUUAUCAUCUUAAACUGGCAUUUUAUUUGAAUUAUUUACCAGAAACUAUCAAAGCACGUUGGUUUUUCGUCUAUUUUGAAAGCUAAUAUAACAUUCGUGAUGGGACAUCCUGCCAUUUCCAUUGUGUCCCUUAAUUGAUACUUCCCCUUUAGAGUAACCUUUGUGACAGGUCGUGACUCGAUCAAUCAUUCGCUAUAAUGUUCCGGGUCGGUCGGACCGAGGUGCGGCGUGACCGGGUUAGGCGUGAAACCUACUCAAACUCACUGAUCGAUUGUCGCAGCACUACUUUAUGAUGUGAAAAAUAAUAAUGGGCGGUUUUUAUUAAAAUAAUGUUAUAUUAUUAGGGUAGCUACAACAAUUUGAAAUCAUUAAAGAGUGUUUAAAUCGAGGUAGAAAUAUUUUUCAAGGGUUUUUAAUAGACUAUAAAAAUAUAUUGGAAAUGACUGGAAAUAGUGCUAUUUUAUGAGCGUGUUAAGUCUGCUGGUCAAUUAAUAUGGAUGAAGAAUCGAAUUGCUUAAUAAUAAAGUAAAAAAGAAAAUGAAUGAUAAACAUAUAUUUGAAAUACUUAUACUCCUAUAAAUAAGUUAAUUCAUUUAUCUAUAUUUAUCAUACAGAUAUACCACAAUAUACGUAAUGAAUAUAAAUUAAAAUGUUUAUUCAUUUUGUUUAAUAAAAUUUAACAUAACAGUAAAAUAAACAACAAGUAUUUUAUAUUUAAGAUUAAAAUUAAAAUAAAUCUAAUAUAAAACGGCUCAAUUGUAUAUACUUAUAUAACUUUAUUAUGAAUAAUCGUUAAUAUAUUAUUAUUCAUAUUAAUUUUGUUACUUUUAUUAAAUACAUAUUCUAUAAUAAUGGAUUUAUUGGUAGCAUUU
Molecule: messenger RNA, 5826 nt
Organism: Spodoptera exigua (beet armyworm)
Lineage: Eukaryota; Metazoa; Arthropoda; Insecta; Lepidoptera; Noctuidae
Source: the annotation of a GenBank genome assembly